This is a messenger RNA of Sarcophilus harrisii (Tasmanian devil), 6293 nucleotides long. It is a transcript of the gene ACAP2, whose product is annotated as ArfGAP with coiled-coil, ankyrin repeat and PH domains 2. The transcript has 26 exons. The record is from RefSeq and is a predicted model, not a curated record. Gene Ontology annotation, cellular component: endosome membrane; cytoplasm. Gene Ontology annotation, molecular function: GTPase activator activity; protein binding. Bases 197 to 2656 code for a protein of 819 amino acids. Lineage: Eukaryota; Metazoa; Chordata; Mammalia; Dasyuromorphia; Dasyuridae.
ACAUUUAUUCACUUUCCACUACGUGUUUACCGGUGCACUUGUCACCUCUUCCAGCAGGACGUCAGCUCUUCAGGGGUUGGGAUUACUUCUUUGUCCUUGUACUCACAGGACCUCACAUGGGGUUUGCCAUGGACUAUGUGACUGAUUGGCUAGGAAUGAAUGAUGCCAUCUGGUGUUUGGAGGUCAGAGGGGUCCCAUGAGAAGAGUGAGCGAUGAGAGGGCCGCUUUGGAAGAGGUGGAAGGAGAUGUGGCCGAAUUGGAACUCAAACUCGAUAAGCUUGUAAAGCUUUGUAUCGCAAUGAUUGAUACCGGAAAGGCCUUUUGUGUCGCAAAUAAGCAAUUUGUGAACGGAAUUCGAGACUUGGCUCAAUAUUCUAGUAGAGAUGCUGUGGUGGAGACAAGCUUGACCAAAUUUUCUGAAAGUCUUCAGGAAAUGAUCAACUUUCACACAAUCCUGUUUGACCAGACGCAGAGAUCCAUUAAGGCACAACUUCAGACGUUUGUUAAAGAGGAUCUCAGAAAGUUCAAAGAUGCCAAGAAACAGUUUGAAAAGGUCAGUGAAGAAAAGGAAAAUGCCCUAGUGAAAAACGCCCAGGUUCAGAGAAAUAAACAACAUGAAGUAGAAGAAGCCACCAACAUUCUGACGGCCACCAGGAAAUGCUUCCGCCACAUCGCCCUGGACUAUGUCCUGCAGAUCAAUGUGCUGCAAUCAAAAAGAAGAUCGGAAAUCUUGAAAUCAAUGUUAUCUUUCAUGUAUGCCCACCUGGCCUUCUUUCAUCAGGGAUACGAUCUUUUUAGUGAGCUCGGGCCCUACAUGAAGGAUCUUGGUGCACAGCUGGAUCGACUGGUAGUGGAUGCAGCCAAAGAGAAGAGAGACAUGGAGCAGAAACAUUCCACCAUUCAGCAGAAGGCCGCAUUACAGGAUUUCUCCACGGAUGAUACCAAGCUAGAAUAUAACGUGGACGCGGCCAAUGGCAUUGUCAUGGAAGGCUAUCUGUUCAAACGAGCCAGUAACGCCUUCAAGACUUGGAACAGGAGAAAGCCAGAUCAUAUCAGACGCUGGUUCUCAAUACAGAAUAAUCAGCUGGUAUACCAGAAAAAAUUCAAGGAUAAUCCCACGGUGGUGGUGGAAGAUCUGAGGCUUUGCACUGUGAAGCACUGUGAAGAUGUCGAGAGACGGUUCUGCUUCGAGGUGGUCUCACCUACCAAAAGCUGCAUGCUUCAGGCCGACUCCGAGAAGCUGCGCCAGGCGUGGAUUAAGGCCGUCCAAACCAGUAUCGCCACUGCCUAUAGAGAAAAAGGGGAUGAGGCGGAGAAGCUGGAUAAGAAGUCAUCUCCCUCCACGGGAAGCCUGGAAUCUGGGAAUGAGUCAAAAGAGAAAUUAUUAAAAGGAGAGAGCGCGCUCCAGCGGGUGCAGUGCAUUCCCGGCAAUGCCAGCUGCUGCGACUGUGGCCUGCCUGACCCCCGGUGGGCCAGCAUCAACUUGGGAAUCACCCUGUGCAUUGAGUGCUCAGGUAUACACCGGAGUCUUGGGGUCCACUUUUCCAAAGUGCGCUCUUUAACUUUGGACAGCUGGGAGCCGGAGCUUCUCAAGCUUAUGUGUGAGUUGGGAAAUGAUGUUAUGAAUCGAGUUUAUGAAGCCAAAAUUGAGAAAAUGGGAGUAAAGAAACCACAGCCUGGACAAAGGCAGGAGAAGGAAGCAUAUAUCAAAGCAAAAUAUGUGGAGAGGAAGUUCGUGGAUAAGGAUUCUGCCUCUUCAUUACCUCCAGAGGAAGGGAAGAAAGCUCUGUGCCACGGUCGGGAGGAGAAGGGGCUCAUCACCUCCAAACCGGGACUAGAAGACCAAGUUGGAACAUCAGGCAAAAGUUUAGGUGUUGAUCCUUUUGCGGUGGCUGUAAAUAGCGACGAGGCCAGGCGGGAAUCUCUGUUCUGUCCUGAUGAGCUAGAUUCACUCUUCUCCUACUUUGAUACCUCUUCAAAACUACGUAGUAUCAAAAGCAAUGACAGUGGAAUCCAGCAGUGUGCUGAUGAGGCCCGGGAAGGUCUGUCUUCAGUGGUCUCAGCUAAUAGCUUAUAUGAGCCAGAGGGAGAAAGACGAGAUUCUUCAGUGUUUCUUGAAUUUAAGCAUCUUCAUCCAGGACUCCAGCUGUAUCGGGCUUCAUAUGAAAAAAAACUUCCCGACAUGGCCGAGGCGCUGGCCCACGGAGCAGACGUCAACUGGGCGAAUCCUGACGAGAACAGAUCCACCCCCCUUAUCCAGGCCGUCUUAGGGGGCUCCCUGGUGACCUGCGAGUUCCUCCUGCAGAACGGUGCUAACGUGAACCAAAAGGAUGCCAAAGGGCAAGGCCCGCUGCACCACGCCACCGUCCUGGGGCACACAGGGCAAGUGUGCUUGUUCCUGAAGCGAGGGGCCAACCAGCACGCCAGCGACGAGGAAGGGAACGACCCGCUGAGCAUUGCCGUGGAAGCCGCGAAUGCCGACAUUGUGACCCUGUUGCGUUUGGCCCGGAUGAACGAAGAGAUGCGGGAGUCGGAAGGCCUUUACGGACAGCCAGGUGAUGAAACUUACCAAGACAUUUUCCGUGACUUUUCCCAAAUGGCCUCCAAUAAUCCAGAAAAACUAAACCGUUUCCAACAAGAUUCACAGAAAUUCUGAAUUUUUUUAAAGAAGGGAAACAAAUUAAAUCUGGUCCCCUCUUCUUCACCCAGCUGCAAAUGCCCAUUUUCCUCCUGCUUUCAUGCUGCACAUUCAGGUUUUCUAGAUAUUGAACGAGUGACAGGAGAAGGUACAUUCCUUGCCAGUUCCACGGGGAAACGUUUUUGUGAAUUCUUGUCUCGGUGCCUCUGCAGCCUCGGGGGGAGGGGGGGACCCUGUUUGGGGCCUGUUGGGGAUGGGUGCAAUCCGCUUUAGGGGCUUGCCUGGACUGAAGCGAGGUCAGCUGGGUGAGGGACUUGUGGGUGCAGAUGUAGUUCGGGGGCGCUUUUCAAAGCCCUCCUUUUUAAGGGGGGACAGCUCCCUCUUUCCGUGACUUAUGCUUAACACAUUCCACUAACCACGUCCACACAGCUGGAGGAGCUCAGGGCCAAGGCUGGCUCUGUGGCCCGGUGGGACAGACACCUCCUCCCCUGUGCGGUCGUGCCAGGGAAAGCCCCCGAUCCUGGGGCCCGAUCCCGGCGUGGCUCCCGGCUUUGUGGCCCAGAGAGGAGAGGUGUUUGAGCUCCCGCAGCCGCAGGACGUAGCGCUUGGGAGGCUAACUUGACGGUUCAGCUUCCCGGUCCCUUGCCCGAUUUAGGGAUGUAAUAGAAUUCUUCUCCAAAAAUGACUUGAACGGUUUCCAAAUUAAACCCUAAUUAAGAUGUCCCUUUCAAAGUAGUUGAUGGACAAGGAAGUUUUUAGAGGUUUGCUCUUCCCCAAUCGAGGGCUCACCUUUCCCCCUUCUCGGCUCUGACCUCACGGGGAAGGAACCCUUUCAGCCCCGCUGGCCAAGGGCCGGCCCUGCCCCGGCUCUGCCUUAGCUGUGAGACGCACCUUUUCUGUUCGCAAACCAUAUUGAUCGUAGUUCUUUUCGUUCCAGAGCCUCAGAGAAGUAGCUCUUGACUUUUUUAGCACAAGGCUCCUUUUUCAUGUCUGAUGUCCCAACAUCAUCCCGUCCGCUCUCGACGCUUCCUCUGUGAUUGUAGCCACCCUUUGUGUCUAAUUGUCCAUUUCCCAUGAAUCAUGUCACUAAGGAAUAAAAUUGGAAUGCUGACACGGUCUCCAAGGAGAGCUUUGGAAAGUUGACUUCAUUUUUGCAUAAGUGGAGAAAUGUUAUGUUGUUUGAGGAGCUCAUGAUUUCCAACACUGGGUUUUUAAAUAAGGCAUAAUUAAGUUGUCAAGUGAUUUAAUGUCAAAUCGAGUAGUUUGAUGAAGUAAAACCAUGUUAGAGACAAACUUGAGUAAUCUCAUUUGUUUAAAUUCUAUAAAUUAUUCCAGUUUACCUAGUGAUCAGGAAACACUGACGUCUUGGACAAACGGGAGAGACGUCUUUUUAAAAGUAGAAUUGAAGUUCUGUUGCUUCCCUGCAAGGUGGCUAAGAUAAAAUGGGAACUUGAAAGCAUGUUUUUCUGUUGCCUUUAGAAUUACUUCCUUUUAAAAAAAAAAAAACAAAAAAAAACUCCUUAGUAAAAACCUUGAUUGCAAAGUAAACCACUAGAGCUUUGAAGCAAAAGUAAUAAUUUGCAUAAAUAAAUGCAAGGGCCCAAACCAGAGCUCUCUUUAAGUAUUAUUUUAAAGGAGGCUCUGAUUUCUCCCCACCGCUCCAGCCCUGUCCCCAUCUGUGGGCCUGCAGAGCCAGGCCCCGUUCCCACCCUAAGGCUCCUAAGCCUCUGCUGCUCUGGCCCCUCGGUGCUAAGUAGCUUCCUUUGGUGCUGGGAGCCCCUCACCUCUCGCUCCCCUGCAGGCAGCUGCUUCUGGCUGCGCUUGCUUGGCUGCGCACUUAGAAUCAAUGGGAAGCGCUGACUCCAGCCGCUGCUUUCUAACAUCUUCAGGGCAGGCUUUCUUUGGGGACGAGGUUUUGGCAACCAGCUGCCACCUUGCCGCUGCUUGACCUCUUGGGGUAGCUGGGAGGGCGCCUCGGCGGUGACGUUGGGGAGCUCCCGGAGAAUGACGUUCUGGGCUCGGCUUCCGGACACACAGUCAGCCGGCUCAUUUCUGAGCUGUGGCCCAUUUCCAGCCAGCCGUGGUACAAGCCCUACGCCAUAAUGGCUUUUUACUGUAUGUAAUACACCUGAAUCUUACUAAAUGGUGACAUCGAGUGGGUCAGGGGACAGACGCCUGCUCGGCCUUGGGGGGCGGGCGGAUGGGGACCAUCCAGCUCCCCGUUGGUGCUGCUGCCUGUAACUCCAUCACGGCGCAGAUUGUCUGGCUCAUUAGCAUUUUAGAAAUCUGAACGUGCAAGAAAAGAGUCUUAGAUCUGAACAGAACACAGAAGAUGAAAUUAAUUUUGAGAGCUCUCGUUGGUUUAGGUUAUCCGCUGGUUCAGUAUUUGUAACGCCUUCAUUGCAGCAACAGGUAUACGCUAAUGAACGCUAGUUUUUCUUUUUUUUUUAAAUUACUCUUGGUACAAUGCUUCAAAAUUCAGGUAUUUCUGAGUCCACUGCAUUACAGUGUGUGACUAAUCGGUCUUGGGCUUCCUUUGGUCUCAGUAUCUCCUGUGCUUUCGGAAGGUUGUACAUACGUGCUGAGAUGAGCUUCUCACGAGUGAAUUUUUCAAGUUUUCUUUCGUUUCAUUACCUAAACACUUUAAUGAUCUGUAAUAUGUUAAGCAGUAUUGUAAAAGGUAAUCUUACACAUGUAGCAACGUUUUUUACUUUUUUUGUAAAAGGACAUGAUUAUAAUAAACCAAAAACGAUUGCCACUAUUUAUGUUUUCAUUUAUAACCGAAUGUAAUCCCUGUUUUGAAGAGCAGCAUUGUUCCCAAACGGCUGCACUCUCGUUACUCUUUAAAGUUUCAUGAUCAUUCCUUUUUCCAAUGUGGAUAUUGACUCCAAAAAUGGCCUACAUGCCCGAGGCUCCGCGCCUUGGAAACGGGCUGGAAGGAUGCGUCACUGUGCUCAGCGCCCCUUCACCAGGAGAAAAUGGAGGCAGGAGCCCAGGCUCUCCUCUCCCAGGACGCUUGCGCUGCAUUGAUCCGAAAUGGUUUCAUCUCCUGGUGGCCCGCGGCCCUCCAUCUUACUGGCGUGACCUUUGGGGAAGUCUGGGCUUUUUAGAAAUGUGAAGAUUUUAACAUUUUCACCACAUCAGAAUUAACCUGUUGACGUAUUUUAAAUUGAAUUUCAAUGAAUCAGUUAUACAAUCGAUUUUAUUUUUCUUAGUCUUUUCUGUUUACAUAAAUUUGCUGUUUUCAGGUAUAUAGUGAGUAGUUUUUCUAAUUGCAAAAGAUGAAAUUUUUUUGUGUUGCCUGUAUCUUUUUAGCCUCCUUCCAUAUUAUGUUCCAUCUAAUCCUAUUUUUUCCCCCGAAGAACUAGAACUUAGUCAAGCCGUGUGCUUGUGAGCAGGGAAAGGUGGCCACCCGGUGAGGAGCUUCCCGGAGCUCUGAGGGCCAGAGCCGGCUCGCGGGCUCUCCCUUGGCGCUUCCGGGCCCACUCCUCACUCCAUGGGCCUUCAUCAGUCCGUAGUUUGGUGUGUCCGACUUGGCGGUUAUUUGUUUUCAUUGUAAAUGCGAUUGUAAACGUACAUGCUUGUUAUUCUACAAUGUACAUGAUGUAAGAAUUGUAAAUAGUGUACUGGAAUAAAGACUUCGGAUGCUGAACUA